Macrobrachium nipponense is the source of this 2913-nucleotide messenger RNA. Its product is annotated as fibroblast growth factor 1-like. Gene Ontology annotation, molecular function: fibroblast growth factor receptor binding; growth factor activity. The record is from RefSeq and is a predicted model, not a curated record. Gene Ontology annotation, biological process: cell differentiation; positive regulation of cell population proliferation; positive regulation of gene expression. Gene Ontology annotation, cellular component: cytoplasm. NCBI's taxonomy places the organism in Eukaryota, Metazoa, Arthropoda, Malacostraca, Decapoda, Palaemonidae.
CUUGCCCGGUCGGUGCCACGUACCCUCCAGCUCUCUCUCCUCUCUCUCUCUCUCUCUCAGUGUGUGUCUCUGUAUCUAUCUGUCUCUCCCCUCACGAAUACCUUCGUCCCGUGCCCUCCCGAAGUAUAUGAGAAUGCCACGCUGCCCUUCGCGAAAGGAGGCACUCUUUAGGGUCGUGGCACUCUGACGUGAGUCGUGUUGUGUAGUACCUCUGUUUGUUAGACUUGUGGUUCUAAUGUGACUUGGAUAUGGACGGUAAAUAUCCCAUUAAGAAGGAGAGCGCGAAAGAAAAAUAUUCAAUAUAUAUAUCUUACAGACUGUGCUUCAGUCAUUGAACGAAAACAAAAAACGCUCGUCAUCAGACCAACAAUAUUUCAGUGUUGUGUGAGACUCUGCAAUAAAGAAAAAAAUUGUGAAUAUAGUUUACAAUAAACAAACUUAUCUGUGGCAGCUACUGUUUUCUCGCGGUUAAUAUAAAACUGGUCUUCAACAUAAAUCUUAAGAUAUUCGAGAUUGUGUUCGACUGAGCUGUAGAACAAAGCCGUCAGAUUCGUUAAGAAAACAUACUGGAUGAACAUGAAAGCGUGUUUGAAGGCUGUGAGACGAGAUUAUGCACCGUGAAAUUCGUUGAAAUGUGAAGCUGUUCAGACGAAGUCGAACGAAAAAAAAAAAAAAAAAAUAGAAAUAAAUAAAAAAAAUCUCGUAUCCAAGAGGCGUUUCGCCAAAGCUCCACGUAAAGGAUUAAUACCCGUAAUCACCUAUAACCGAGAGGCGAAAUUGGUGACGUUUCAUUCGACAUAUCUUGGAUUGUGAUUUUUUGUGAAAAUUGACAACUGACAUUAAAAAAAAUUACAAAAAAAAAAAAACGAACUAACUUGAGCUGUUAAGGACGAAAAGAAUAUUAAGUGACUGAGUGAACUCUGAAAAUGAAGGGAUAAAAAACUAACUUUAAAAGAGACAACAGUAAAAAAUAAAAGAAAAUAAUUAAGCGAACGCUGACGACUGGGAAAAAAAUCAGUAAGCGUUAGGGUUAUAACAUUUAAGACUAAAAGGGUCACAUUUGACAAAUGAUCAGGGCUGUUCUGUCGAUAAAUCAGAAGGAAUUCUUUUAUCAAUCAUCUUUUUAUGUCUCCUAUAGUAUACAUCAUUCAGAGACAACAAAGUGAUUUAUUAGUUGUAAGUCUUUUUCCAUGUGUUUCAAGGUCAUUCGGUUAUUCAAGAUUACGACUUCAAAAUAUCUUUGCAUUAUUCAUCUGUUUUUUCAAUAACACAUUCGUUACAGAUACAUGCAAAUAAGCUUCGUUAUUCAAUGACCUAAGCUUCUGAGUUUCAUAUAACUUUCACAAGGACACUCAUCAUCUCUCAUUUGCAUCCUUGCAAUGAAAGCUAGGUUGAGAUAUUAAUAUUUUCACGCUGAAAGUUCAUUUAAACCAAUGAAAUGGUCCUCUUGACAAGUUUUUAAGUACGUCUAAACAUUCAGAGCAGUCCUUCGAAAAAAAGUCUCAAAGUGGAGACCACAUUUCAACAUUUAAGAAUAUCUAAAGCAAGUCGUAGUAACCUUGAUAAUUUAGAACAGUCUUAUUUGCAAGUCUGCAAGUCCUCCUGAUCAAUUAGGAUAUAGUCUCUCAACCAAGGAACCUCAGGAUUCCACUCGGCCCACUUAGCUGAAAUAGUCUACAAGUCCGGUAAAGUCCACCGAGAAGCAAUACGGAAUAGUGCACACAUCAAGUCUCCAUUAGACCGAACUAUCAGAUAGGACUACCGUCGACGGCGUAUCCUGCAGGAUGUCCAAGUGCUGCAGGAGCCUCUGCUGCCGGGAGGAGAGCUCGGACGACUCCGAGCUGGAGGAGGAGGUGGCCCUGCCCCCGGGUCUCAUACCCGUACACAACGAGGCCAAGGCUCAGGAGACCAUCCCGAUUAGGACGCCCUCGGCGAGCAGGGAAUCUUUGGACCCGCCCUUGAAAGAGAAGACUCAGCAGCCCCAGUUAAGCGUGAGAAAACAGCUCUUCUCGAUGACGGGAUGGAACCUGACCAUAUACCCAGACAUGUCUGUCAAGGGCACCAGAGAAUUCUAUAACAUUUACGCAAUACUCGAGGUACGGGCCGUGGGCAAGGGAGAAGUACAAGUACGAGGUGUGGAUUCGGGGCUCUUUCUCGCCAUGUCCGCGAAAGGGAAGCUGUAUGGAGAGCCGAAUGAGCUCAAAGAGAGCACGGUGUGGGUGGAGACGCUCUCUGGCGCCUUCUACAACUACCUGUCGAAAAAAUACGCCCACAUGGGAUGGUACCUGGGCAUUAAAAAGAGCGGGAAGGGCAAGAAGGGGCACAAGACCGAGUACGGCCAAAGGGCCGUCCAGUUCCUGCCCAGACAUCCGUACCCUAUAGGAUAAGAAGAGGAGGAGGAGAAGACAUCAUCAGAGACUUGAAUUUCCUGACAGAAAGAGUACCUAUUAUUAUUCUUGUUGGUAAGAAUGGCAAAAGGGGAGGGAGAAGACAGCCAGGAUUACUCUCUUCCCUUUGUAGCAUUUACACUCAGGAGGGACACGACCGCACCAAGGCUUAAUCAUUUAUUUAAGUUGUCGUGUUCUAUCGACGGAAGCUGACGACGUCGAAGCACGCACGGUAGUAGAGUCUCCUCGUCUUCUACUCUGGUCAGAGUCGACUCUUAGAAGGAUUUUGUAGGUUUAUUUCCGUAGAGCUAUAGGUCGAGGUUUGGCUAAGGACAACUUCUUUUUUUUCUUCUUUUUUUCCGUAUCCAGUGGAAGGAACAACAUUCAGAAAGUGGCUUAUUUGUACACGUAGGAACCAUAGUUCAAUUUAGCGAUUUUUUUCAUAGGGACCUGUAAUGUACUUAGCUUUUUACCUUAAUUUAUUUAUUUACUGUAGUUUUGCAGCAGAGUUAAAUAUAUUAUGAUA